AUGAAUACGGGGAAGAAACCAAAAGAACCCAGUUACUCAAAUCUACCAAAAAAACGCAGAAACCCAACACCGCCAAACAAUCGCGAUAUUAUGCCACCUCCUCCUUCGCAAAAAAAUACGGCCGAAGAUGUGUAUAGGCCACAACGUGUUGAAGAUUUCUUGAAUAGUAUGGAUCCAUUGUUUUUCGAAUCUAUCCCGUCAAGUGUCCAACCGAACCGGGUUCAAGAAGAAGAAGAAGAAGAAGAAGAGGUCGAGGAAGAAGAGGUGGAAGCAAUACCCGAGACCCAAGUCUCGGUUAAAGGUAAAAGAGAGUGUCGAAAUUGGGGGAAGGAUGAAGAGGCGUGUUUGGCAAAAGCUUGGUUAAACGUUUCCGAGGAUCCAUACAUCGGAAACGCCCAAACGACGGGUUCGUUUUGGAAGAAGGUGAAGUUUCAGUUGGACUCACACUUGAACCGUGAGUCGGGACGUACCCCAGAAAUGUGUCGGUCGAAAUGGAAGGAUUUGAAGCAUAAGGUGUCGGGUUUUUGUGGUAUGUACAAUGUGAAGAAAAGUAAGAUGUUGAGUGGCCAAAGUGACGAGGAUGUGUUUAAGUCGGCCGUGGCAUUAUAUAUGCGGAAAUACAAUAACAAGUCUGGGUUUCGGCAUGUAGAGGCGUGGCAGGUUUUGAGGAGAGGACCGAAAUGGUCGGAGGUUCUUACUUUGGAGGGGAUUUGUGAGGAGUCGGGUAACAAAAGGGCAAGAACGGAAGGGUCUGUCCAUGUACGUUCAUCAGGGGAGGCGUCGGUCCAUAUUGACUUGAAUGAGGACCACUUGGAGCAAGAAGAGGAGGGAGGGAACGACAUGGAUAAUGCACCAGUACAUCAUGCUAGACCCGUGCCACCCCGCCGUAAAGCUAAGGGUAAGCAGGCUGCUCCUUCCGCCUCUACUACAUCUGAGGAGUUAUUGAAGAUGGUCGCGGAGUUGAAAUGCGACAAUGAGGAUUAA
This is a messenger RNA of Erigeron canadensis, 984 nucleotides long. Its product is annotated as glutathione S-transferase T3-like. The coding region runs from base 1 to 984 and encodes 327 amino acids. Lineage: Eukaryota; Viridiplantae; Streptophyta; Magnoliopsida; Asterales; Asteraceae. The record is from RefSeq and is a predicted model, not a curated record. The transcript is spliced from 2 exons.